Molecule: messenger RNA, 3398 nt
Organism: Acanthaster planci (crown-of-thorns starfish)
Lineage: Eukaryota; Metazoa; Echinodermata; Asteroidea; Valvatida; Acanthasteridae
Product: soma ferritin-like
Biological process (GO): intracellular iron ion homeostasis; iron ion transport
Cellular component (GO): cytoplasm
Molecular function (GO): ferric iron binding; ferrous iron binding
Source: RefSeq, a predicted model, not a curated record
ACGGGAACAAAAUUGAUUGUCACCCUAGUUAUUUCAGGCACGGAAGUGAAACAUAAGAAAUCAAGGGGAAAAGUUCCAUACGCAAAUGUUGCUUGUCAACCUUCGUAAAAAUCCUGAGAGACUCAAUCUGAAAAAUUAAGUUUUCUACAUGAAUUCCUCCGUAUUUUCAUGACUAAGAUGUUUUAUUACAUACACACAGCUAAUAUGUCACCGCAGGGAAAAUUCACAGGCGUCCAUGGAAUUCUUUUCAGAUUAAGUGUGUAAUUCAGUUGUCACUUUGAUGGUUGUCACCAAUUUCAUUUAUAAGCUAGAAAUGUAAAUAUGAGCAUUUCAAACUUUUGCAGCUAUACAACGCAUGACAAUACAGGGUAUGGAUUGAGUUCAAUAUAUGGACAACUCAAAGUUUCUUUCAAAUGUUACAACAGCCAUCAGAACGUAAUAACAUUUGCUAAAAAGUGAAAUUUAGCUGAGAAAAUUCUGAAGCUUCCAUUUAGUCUUUUCAAACAAGGUUUUUCAAACAAGUGUCAUACAUGUAGCUUAGUGCACAGGGGCGUCACGUACUGUCCGCAUCAAGCACUGUUCAUAUCCAUAUUCCAAGAAGUUAUGUCCUAAGCUUAAACUCUGGUGGGAGAGUCUGUUAUGAAUGAUGGAAUCACAAUCAACUACCAUUAUUACCCCCUCAUGACCAUGACUAGUCUAAGGUUUGCAACUUUCAUACAUGUAGCCCGAGCUUCCUUUCGAUAUUUUAGGUCAAGUGCAGGAAUUUUCGACCCAGAGGAGAAUUCCACCAAGUGCUUUCAAAAACUACACAGCUAAUCGAAUUUCUUGCUCAUCUUAUGCCAUGGGGUCAAAUACCCCCACCUUUACCCGCUUAACAUGGAUCGUUGUGAAUACUCUAACAAGGCUCAGAACUUCUCUUUGAAGAAGGCAAUUCUUUCAUUAUCAGGGGCCUACCGUCCCCGCUCCAGUAACAACGCCACUGAUAAGGGUCACGAGAUGUGACACGUGACUCAGGCGGAUUCCACACUCGAUGUGCUGAUAUGCUAUAAAUGGCGAUAGCAUCCCCAUUCAUCGACCACAUUUUUAUCGGAUGAUUUUUCUCAGGCAAGAUUUCAGGACUCGCUGAAAAUAACCACCAAUUACUACACACCAAAUCUAUGCCAGUUACUUUAACAGAUCUGAAGUAGCACUUCCAGGCUUUCACUCAUACUGCAAGGGUUUGUCAGACAGCAAGCGUGAUGUUGCGAUGGAAUUGAUGGCUUAUCAGAACAAGAGGGGAGGUAGAGUCUGUCUUCAAGACAUCAAGUCUCCGGCUCAAGAGUUUUCCAAUGGCCAGAAGGCUCUGGAGGCAGCCCUGCAGCUGGAGAAGGAUGUUAACAAAUCCUGGCUGGAGCUCGAUGAAGUUGCUGGGAAUGCCAAAGAUGAACAAUUUGCUGCCUUUAUCGAUGACUAUCUCCAAGCACAGACUGAUCAAAUCAAAGAGUUGGGAGAUCACCUAGCCAACAGUAUCCGAGCUGGACCCAACCUGGGUGAAUAUAUCUUUGACAAGGAGUCGCUCUCCUCUUGAGACAUCUCUACCUUUGCUUAAAAUCUCUCUUUCUCGCUUCUGUUUCAGACACUUUAGCUUUUAGCACUCACCAUAGGGGGUUCUGUUAAUUUCAGUAGUAUGAUAGGAUCUGCAAAAUGUGUAUACUUCUAACCUUCCCUGAUCUUUCAAAAUCCACCACGAUUCUUUUAAAAGAGUUUACAAGAUGGAGAAGAGUCCAGGUACAGUUACUCACAUAGUACAGAUUUUGAUAGCUAUUUUAUCCUUUCUGUGUGGGGGCAUGGAACAGGUGGAGCCCAACUCAAGAAACCAAAUAAAUGAAAUCCAGAAAAAUUAUUCCUGUGAACACUGCAGAUCCAGGGUUGAUAACGUGAACAUAGAAUAUGCAUGCUGCUAUGCGCAUGCGUAUCAUGCACAUGUACGGUGCUCAGGAGCACUCUCUUAUGCAUACGUGCAGUACGCAUACAGUGCUAUGCCUACUUGAAUCAAUCCGCGCAGACCCAGUAGUGCGGGGACAGAAUAAAGAUUCCCCAAGAUUUUCAGGGAAAGUUGAGCAAAUGGACUGGACUGUGUUUAGGAUUCAGAUUCUCUGUGUUCAAUGCCUUCUCUUGGUAAAACUAUGCCAUUGCGCAUAGGCCAGGAAUUCAACUCAAAAUAGACCAGGCAGUGGACUGAUACUCAUGUGAGUUGGGGCUCCUUCAUCUAAGGCGUGCUGAAGUUAGUAAGAUUCUGCGUAUUUCUCUCAGCACACUACACCAAGAGGGCACUGGUGUGUUUACAGGUUUCAGAACCAAACAUGUGCCCUCUGGUUGCAUAAUGGGAGACUUUUGGAAGAUUAUGGAAGGUUUUAAGUGAAAAUUUGCUCAGGGAAUCAGGGUUAAGGGAGAAAAUAUCACACAGUGUGUUUGCGAAGCCAAAAAUGCUGCCCUCAGGAAGCUCAGAGCCAAAAACUUGAAACAAAUAACUAUUGUAAUGGCCAGUAAUAUUGUAUUCAGGUGUUUAUAUUGUCAUUGUUUUCACAAAGGGGCAAACAACGUCUAUGGUAUUGUUGGAGUUCGUUUGCUAUGCAGAAGCACAUCUGGACAAAUCCACGCCAAAUUGAAAACUUGUUAUUACAUUACCGAGCUCAGCAUUCCUUAGGAUUCAUAAAGAGAGGUUUUCUAAACAAAGAAACUGAAAAUAUCAGGUUGUUGCAUUGUUUUAUAUUUUCACAUCCAUUUUUCCCCUUUCCUUUGUUUGCAAAUUUUGAAUAACAGUGAGGUCGGUAAUGGAAUGACUCAUUUGUCACUUCUGUUGUGUAGAAAAUAUACUCUCCAAUAUUAGCAUGUGGAGUUUGCAACUUGGUUGAAAACACUGAGGACCUAUAAGUCACACUCAGUGAGUGAACAUUCCAUGAAGUCUUUCCCAGCCAACAGCCUUCAGGAAGCCUCAGGGAGACGUAAAUGUUAUUGAUAAACCUAAACGUUGAUUCAUAGUAAGAGUUCUCAGGGCCUGGACCUGUGUCCAUGUGAACAUUACAUCACUCACGGUGUUGUCGAGUCCUUCACAAGUCCUUUCACAAGUAUUUGGAUAAGGCCAGUCACUAUAACAGGGCAAACAUUUGAAUAGCUGCAGAGUUGACUUUAGACUGGAUGGUUUGAGAGGGACCAUUGUAAGUUAAUAUUGGCACUACCGGAUGCCAUAAAUUUCCAUAUUUGAUAUUUCUUGACUUGACAAGAGUUGCUGUUACCAAGAAUGUCGCAUAUGAGGAAAAUUGUAUAAAAAAGGAACCCAUGAAUUAUUUUGUAUGGAUACGUUGUACAUUAUAAUGUGUUGGCCAAUCACGAUGCACGAAAUCUGUCGGCCCUUUUCA